Molecule: messenger RNA, 1017 nt
Organism: Suncus etruscus (white-toothed pygmy shrew)
Lineage: Eukaryota; Metazoa; Chordata; Mammalia; Eulipotyphla; Soricidae
Gene: ETV2
Product: ETS variant transcription factor 2
Exons: 6
Coding region: 1-1017 (338 amino acids)
Biological process (GO): cell differentiation; regulation of transcription by RNA polymerase II
Cellular component (GO): nucleus
Molecular function (GO): DNA-binding transcription factor activity, RNA polymerase II-specific; sequence-specific DNA binding
Source: RefSeq, a predicted model, not a curated record
AUGGAUUUGUGGAACUGGAAUGAAGCACCCCUUCAGGAAGUGCCCUCAGGGAGCACACUGCCAGGACUGGAAGGAAAUGAUUGCGGCUUCUAUGUGCCUGAGCUGACGCUGCAGGAGGACUCGGUGACAGAGGACACGUGCUGGAGAGGUACCUGUGCCCCGGGGAAACCCCAGGGGGUUCCGCAGCUGGAUUGGGGUUCAGCGUUAGCAUACCCAGAAGCUUCUUCGUGGCGGACAGAAAUCUCCGCUCAAGCUCUUCCCUGGUGGGGAGACUGGACCGAGCAGGCGUACCCCGGCUCGGGGACUUGGAGCGGGUUCUCCCAGGCCCUGGGCACCGGCCCCUUGGCGAGUUUGGACGGAGCAGCGAGCCUGAGAUGCACCACGCCGGCGGGAGGGCCCAGCCCCGGCUCUUGGCCGCAUGCACCGGCCAUCCCGACCGCCACCAGCUGGGACAGUCCAAUUGCCCUCGACCGGGCCGGCGGCUGGAGCAACAACAAUCUGGGCGGGGAGCCACUAGCGGACUGUAACGUUUCGUGGGGAACUGCCAGCUCAGACUGUACCAGCUACUGGGACUCGGGGCUGCACACGCACGGCCCCACCUCUUCCAAGGGGAACCCCAUGUCAGAACUCCCCGCUCGCUCCGAACCCAGCCGGCAGUCGGACCGCACAGCAUUGGCGCGUUACCCCAAAACAAAUCACAGAGGUCCCAUUCAGCUCUGGCAGUUUCUCCUGGAGCUGCUCCAAGAUGGGGCGCGCAGCAGCUGCAUCCGCUGGACGGGGAACAGCCGCGAGUUCCAGCUCUGUGACCCCAAGGAGGUGGCCCGGCUCUGGGGCGAGCGCAAGAGGAAGCCGAGCAUGAACUACGAAAAGCUGAGCCGAGGCCUGCGCUACUACUACCGUCGUGACAUCGUGCUCAAGAGCGGGGGUCGAAAGUACACUUACCGUUUUGGGGGCCGCGUCCCGGCUCUAGCCUAUUCCUGCAGUCCCGCGGGCGGGCAGGGAGCAACGACCCAAUAA